AUGGCUCCUGAGGCCCCCAGUCUCGACAUAUCUUCCUCUUCCCUCAAACACCGCAGUCUCUCCUUCUUCACCAAACGCGAGUCCACUCCCGCUUCAGUUGCUCGCCAAGUCAGCAUGCGUGGUCCGACGUUCCAUCACAGCCUGCGGUGGAAGUCUUCCAAGAAGCGCGACGCAAAAAAUACCGCCACUGUUCUCCGCGCCGUCCCAGAGGCCGACGCACCUUCGGCUCCCCUCCCACAACGGGCAGAGCGAGAUGCAGCACCAUCGCCUAACGACGAAAUACUCCACGCCAUUGGCCGCCUGCAACCAUCUCCAGACAGCACGUCUCGCCCAAACACGCCUCAUUCGUCGCGCACCUCGUCGUCGCGCGCACCCAGUGUCACGUCUUCCCCAUUCUCGCCUACAAGGAGUCGUCGGGACAAAGUCAGUCCGUUCCCGAGUCCCAAGGUUGGAGUAUGGAAGGAUGGAAAAGCGCAUUGGGAUUCCGCGCCUAGCAUCCCUUUAAUUGCCAAUGCUAGCGACGCAUUCGCCGGGCUCGAGGCCACGCCGAUAACCGACCAAGCUCCCGCCGAAAAGAAGAAUCGCAGGCCGAGAAUACAGGUCAUCAUUCCCAAUGAUCAACGAGCGAUGCCCUUCCCAGCUCUGGCUUUCUUCAGCCAAAACAACAACAUACCUCACUAUGACGCCACAGAGGUGGUUUCCGGAGUAUCACCGCCCUCAGGAUCCCGGAAGCUUCCACUGCGUACAUCUGUAGUCUCGCCUCUUAUGACAAAUAUGCCAAAACCAGCGAGGCCAAGUACCGAUCCUUCGUCGCACUUGGCUAUUGCCGAAGAGCAGCCAGAAGACUCGGGGCCAGGCCAUAGGCCCCUGCCCUCCAUGUCGACAUCCGAUGAGGACUCCCAGAUUGGAGACGAUGAUGCAUCAUCCAACUAUAGCAAACACUCAUCCCGGACGAGCAUGGAUAGCGACAGCAGCCCACGCGAAGUGAAGCCGAUUAGCUUGCACUCACGGUCAGGCAGUGUUGUCUUCUCCAUACACUCUCCUGUGGCUGCAGGUGUCUUCGAUGAUGAUGCUUCUAUUGCACAAAGGACAGCUCCGCGGGAGUCAAGUACUCAAGAUGUCGAGGUUUGCUUGCAGGUCCCUAUGAUAGAGGAAUCUCCUAUACUUGGAUUGCAUUAUCAACACCCCACCCCACGAAAGGGCCAGAAAGCCUACGACGUUCUUGGCAUCUCCCGUCCACAGCGAGGAACUUCGACUGCAUCUCUUUCAACAUGCCGACAUUCGGGAAUUCAAAGACGCACGUCAUCUUGUGGUCUAUCUCGAAGAAGCAACACGUCCUUGAGAAGAAAAGAACUCCUCGAGCGAUCGCUAACGAAGCGUCUACCGCCAACUCCCCCAAGCCCUACUCUUAGUGAAGCGGAACACGAUCUUGAGCACCACCUUACAGCCAUUAACGAUGAUAGCCCUUACAGCCCUUUCGGACUAGAUCAAGCUGUGAACCGCACAGUAGAAGUUGAAGGGGAUGAUCUUUAUGCACACCCUGCUCCUGUUGUACCUCGAAGAUCCAGCAAAAGGAAUACCAUUUUGUCCCCAACCAUGCUGUCGGCAUCUCGCUGUCCCCCUACUUAUAUCGCUUCCCAAUAUCAACAACCAACCGGAAGCCUUAGUCCGCCUGUCCCCACCGAUGGACUCAAGCGUUCAUGGAGCAAAGGCAGAGGACAAAAUCUUACUGUAGCUAUCCCCGAGGCUGCAAAGCGCUUGACGAGCGAUUUUACCUUCUCGCCUAUCCCUAUUCCAGAACCUGCGCAUAAUGCCGACCGUAACAUCAGCCCCGAGGUUGCUGAAGGAGUAAUCCUUAGCAUUCUUCAAAAUCUAGAGAGUCUGGACGACUUGUUUGCAACAGCAGUCGUUAACAAGGGGUUCUACCGUGUCUUCAAGCGUCACGAAUUAAGCUUGAUGAAGAGUGCUCUUCGAAAUAUGUCUCCUCCUGCCUGGGAACACCGCGAGAUCUGUCCUCCUGAUAGUGAGGAGCAGGAUCUUGAGACGCCAAAGCAAGUCGAUUAUACGCCAACUUCCUACCUGCAAUACUACAUACGCGACAUGUAUAUCAUUGCCGCGCUCAAGUCCUUGAUACUCGACCAAUGCCAAUCAUUUCUACGACCGGAGACAGCGGCUGCACUCGCCAGCAAUGACCAGGUGAUCUCUUCCGGUUUAGAUGAUACCUUUUGGCGUAUAUGGUCAUUUUGUAAACUUUUCGGAUCUGGCAAAGGACGGGAAGACGAUGUUGUCGCUCAGAUGGACUGGCUAAAGGGAGGACUACUUGUCCACCAAAACGGCUGCCGAGGGACUAUCUUCAGUACCCAUUCCACUGAUGCUAGCAGCAUCCUUGCGACCGCCCCAGAACAUUUCGCAAAGGGCAAUGAGGGUGGCCUUACAACAGAGCAGCUAUACGACAUGACGGAGCUGUGGAAUUGCCUGGGGGUACUGCUGCAGGGGUUUGAGGGUAGAACCGAGCAAGCACGUGAGUAUGGCGUCUACGAGUCAACAGAAGUGCGUGGAGGUGACGUUGAUGGUGAAGAGUUCAUGCUUGAGGAGUGGUAUCAUUAUCUACUCACCCUCGGCCUCUCCACUAUCCUCGACCUAGCCACGCCUUCGAAGCUGCCAGAUGCGUCUUUGUUCGUCCUAGCAUCGGAGAAUGGAUGGGUCAAUUGGAAAGCCCCACAACACGGUGGCUCUCGCAAGACUUUUCUCAAGGAAGCAGUUUCGCGCGUCUAUGAGGACAAGAUCGCAGCUUCCUUUUCUUCCCAAGGACAGAAGGAGAUGAUCAGGCAGCUUUCCAAGCAAAGGAUCCAAAAACACAUCCUGGAAAUACGGAAGAGGAAGAUGACUGGCGAGAUCAGGGAGGUGCGCAUGAGCCAGGAACGGCCCAUGAGCAAUUGGGAGAGUGUCUUCACCAGGUUCGCGGGUCCGCAACCCCCAGCUUCCCGUGCACCCUCAAUGAGCUCGCCCCUUUCCGCGAGGUCUCCCCUUGCGCCUGUUCCAGAAACAAGCCAUUCGGGCUUUGUAAAUUUGGUGCCGCCUCCUUUGGAGAACCACCCUGCCUUCCUCCAGCACCCGCUACAACAACAAAUCAAUCAGUCAAGUAGUGCCGAGAACACUGCCGAGAAGGCGAUCUAUCGUAUUGUCGAGAUGGGGUUUACGGCCGACCAAGCCCGGCAUGCGCUGCGCAUGACUGAUAUGGGCGACGGCCUUCGAGUUGAUAGGGCAGUGGAGUUGCUCCUACGAGCAUAGAUCUCUCACGUCUUUUUCUACAGCGUUUUGUUACAUUCGCUUCUUGUUUUACUAUCUAUUUUCAAACUUUGAGAGUUUCUUAUGUCAAGGGCGUUUGAUUAAAAGCGGCAUUGGGUUGCUUUUAUUUGUUUGGAGCCCAUUAUCUAUGAUACCCCAUUCGCUAUCAAGAACUAGUAGUGGUAAAAGUUACCCAGAUAUCAAGACAUUCGUUAGAGGACCUACAUCUCACAUGGUUGUAGUUCGUGGGAGGGUGUGUACAAUAUACAAUCCCGGAAAGACGCAAGGGCGAUGAAAUUGAACCUCAUCUCAUAUCUGUG
This is a messenger RNA of Mytilinidion resinicola, 3608 nucleotides long. RefSeq lists its product as uncharacterized. Lineage: Eukaryota; Fungi; Ascomycota; Dothideomycetes; Mytilinidiales; Mytilinidiaceae. The record is from RefSeq and is a predicted model, not a curated record. The coding region runs from base 1 to 3291 and encodes 1096 amino acids. Gene Ontology annotation, molecular function: protein binding. The transcript is spliced from 2 exons.